Cryptotermes secundus is the source of this 725-nucleotide messenger RNA. RefSeq names its product NADH dehydrogenase [ubiquinone] iron-sulfur protein 4, mitochondrial (gene ND-18). Gene Ontology annotation, biological process: electron transport chain. The transcript is spliced from 4 exons. Bases 16 to 630 code for a protein of 204 amino acids. NCBI's taxonomy places the organism in Eukaryota, Metazoa, Arthropoda, Insecta, Blattodea, Kalotermitidae. The record is from RefSeq and is a predicted model, not a curated record.
UAAUUGUGUGAAGUAAUGUCAAAGAAGUUUGCAGUUCAUAGUGAAAAGUUAGCCCUGUGUUGCUUUUCAUUUCAGUUUCCAGUUCUUCCAGAUUCAUCAUUCGUAUGGACUGGUGCUGCAGUGCACACAUCUGCUGUGCAGCUCACUGACAAUAUUGACAAGGCACUGGAGGUAAAGGAGGCCCCACAAGUGGAAACAAAAUAUAUACUUAUGAGGCCAGAAGAGGUGUCUCACCAGAAACAGCUUGAUGGCUACAUAACUGUGGAUCAGCCGAUGAAUAUUUCUACCAUCACUGGAGUCCCUGAAGAACACAUCAAGACACGCCUUGUAAGGAUCUACAGACCAUGCAAGAAUGCCAUGCAGUCUGGUACAGACAACACCCAUCACUGGGAGAUGGAGUUUGAAACUAGAGAACGUUGGGAAAAUCCACUCAUGGGCUGGGCAUCCACUGGUGAUCCCCUUUCCAACAUGAAGGUACAAUUUCAUACAGAAGAAGAAGCCAUUGCCUUCUGUGAGAAGAAUGGAUGGAAGUGGUAUGUGCAAACACAGAAGAAGGAGAAGGAACUGAAACCAAAGUCAUAUGGAGUUAAUUUUUCAUGGAACAAAAGAACUAGGGUUUCCACAAAGUGAAGCAAGUAUUCAUAAUAUGUAAGAUAUGAUGCUAGUUUAAGCCUAUAUUAUUUGUAUGUAGGACAAUAAAGAAUUUGACUCUCCCUCUGUGUAAA